AUGCAAGAGGCUGGGAAGAAUCUCGAGCGCUCGCACGCUAUGGGCGCACGAAUCGCGAACGAGGAGCGCCGCCUCAUCGAGGCUGUGCGACGAAGUGAAGCGUGGGCGACCUGCUCUUCGCUGGUGCUUGGCGUGGAAAUGGAGCUGUCGAUCGGCGUAAGCACCAUCGAUUCCUUCGAUGAUUGGCAUUUAGCCCUACGAUCGCUCUUCGUCUGUUGCUCGACCGCCUCAAUGCUGUGCAUGGGCUGGGUGGCCUACGACGCCCUGCUCGCCGCCGAGGAGGCGCUGGCGAUGGCACACGACCAUGGCGCGACGAAAGAUGCGGUCGAGUCGCUUCGCGCGUGGCUGCAGGUCGAGCGGGGACGUCGGACACGCACAUCUACCACGGUUUACCCGCCGCUCGAGACCAUGAUCGUAGCCGUCCUGUACCUCGAGCGAUGCCUGCGCCACCUGCGGAUCGUCUUUAGCUGGGGGCUGCUUCUAGCGGCGGGAACCUUCUUCUGCUACCUGGGCACGCUCUCGGCGGCGAGCGAGCCACCCUUCUACUCCGGCGUCAUCGUCGUCGUCUUUUGCACUGCUGCACGCUCCGCAUGGAAGAGGCGGUUGCGCGGCAUGAUUACCACCAGGGCGUCCAGUGAGCGCGGCACCGGGCUGCUGGGGCUGGGCAUCUCUAGCAGUGUCGUUACGCAUGCCCCCUCCCCUCCUGGGCGCAUGCGCCUCACGUGGCAUAAGCUCUUGCGGACCGGCCUAUCGUCUGGCUCGCUCUUCUUUGGCGCCCACAGCGCCUCGGACGAGGCGUGCGUGCUCCACCUCGAGCCAGAGCCAGGCAGCAAAGGAUCAUCCGUCCGCGGCAGCGGCGGCGGCGGCGGCGGCGGUGGGAUGUGGAGGCUGACGCUGCUCGAGCAGGGAGCGCGGCAGUGGACCGUCCCUCUCUCCGCGCUGUGUGACGUCCGCCUCGACUUUGUGGUCGGCCACCACCGCCACCACGCCGACUCUCCGGCCGGCCGCCGGCGCGCUCGGCACCACUUCUGCCUGGUGCUGCGCGGCCGGCCGCCGGUCGCGCUGUGGAUGCCGACGGACGCCGAGCGGAGGGAGGCGGUGGACGCGCUGCUGGCCGCCCUCAAAGGCCACACCGUGCCGCACAUCGCUGUUCUCCGCCUCGGGAUGCUCGGUUGCAGCAGCCAUGGCGGCGAUCCUCUGGUGGCGGCGCUGGCGGCGCGCAAGCUGGUGCUCUUCUCUGCGGAGUGCCGGCCCCUCCGCGUCCUGCGCCCGGUCUGCGUGGUCGAGCAGCCAAAGCAGCGGGUGCGGCACACGGCGGGCACGGUGACGCUGGCGGCCGCCUCGCCGGAGAUGAAGAGGCUUUGGUGCAGCGCGAUCGCCGCCGUGUGCAGCGGCGGGGCGCCUUCGGUGGAUGCGCUGUCGCGCCUCGCGCCGAGUCGUGCCUGCUCCGAGGCGUCGUCGACGGGGAUGUGCCCACGUGGUGGGGGCUGCCCAUGUGUGGCGGCUGGCUGGAUGGGCGAGCUGGCAGCUCUCUCUGCGUCGAAGGACCGCAUGUUGCGGAGCCUCGACCGGUUUGAGGUCGAGAAGAGGCUGCUGCUCGGCGAGAUCUGCGCGUGCCUGCUGCAGCAGUGCCUUGAGAAGGAGUCCAAGCUGCGCCGGCUGGCCGAGACGGUGGUGGCGCUGCCCUCCGAGGCAAUCUCUGCGCGGCGCGACUCCGGCCUGACCCCGCUCGAGACCGCGCUGCGCAGCCGCUGCCACUUUUUCGCCGUCUACCGGCAGGGCGAGCCCGCGGCGGCGGCGGCGGCGUGUGUGCUCGUGGUUGACGACGAGGAGGGGGAGGUGCUCCUCCUCAGAGGCGGCGAGGUGCAGCAGCGUCUCGAGCAGCGCGAGCUGCUCGCGCCCGCGCACUUCCGCGCCGGCGAACCGCUCUCAGGGCAGGGCGGCGGCGCGCCCCGGGAGCGCUGCUGCUUUGCGCUGGUCUCGAGCCGGGGCGGGCUGCCGACGGCGCUGCACGCCUCGUCUCCAGCAGAGCGCGAAGAGCUGCUGCGUGCGCUGCCAUGCGGCGGCGGCGGCGGCGGCGGCGGCGGCGGCGGCGGCGGCGGCGGCGGCGGCGGCGGCGGCGGCCCUGCGCCUCGCAUGCCGUCGCCCUUGCUGCACGCUGCCGAGCUGGUGGCUCAGCGGGUGGGUGGGGGCGUGGCGGCGGGCCGGUGGGGCGUGCUGCUCCCUGGCACGCUGCUGCUGCUGCAGGGCCCCGAGUUCGAUCUGCCGCUGCUCGCCGCGCCGCUCGCCGGCUCGAGGGCGACCUUCCGCCCCUCCAGGCCGCGCAGCCUGACGCUGCGCCUCGCGAGCGGCGGCGAGCUCGCCUUUUCCACGGGCGAGGCGGGGUCCAUGGCUCAGUGGGUCGCCGCCCUCGAGGCGGUCAUCCCCGUCGCCCAGCUGCAGUGCCUCGGGGGCGAGCUCGCGCUGUGCGAGGACGAGGAGCGACAGGCGCAUCUGCAGGGCCGGAGGCGCGUGGCUCAGGCGGCGGCCAAGCUUCGCGGCGAGAGGGCGAGCGUGCUGCCCGCGCUGCUGCGUGCGCCGUCGUCGGCCCUUUGGAGCGGCGCGGGCGGCGAGGAGGCCGCGCUGACGGAGCGGUUGCACGCGGUGACGCAGCUGAACGCGGCGGUGACGCAGCUGAACGCGGCAGUGCGCGAGGAGCUCGAGGAGAGGGAGCGCGAGAUCGGGCAGCUGCAGCGCGCGGCGAGUGGAUUGGAACCGACUACACUCUCUCGCGAGUCACACUCCCUUGAACGUAGGCAGCUGCAGCGCGCGGCCGUCGCGUUUGGCGCUGCCGACUGGGAGUGGUCGACGCACAUCUCCGACGGCCUCAGUCUCUGGGACGUUUGGCUACGCGCCAAGGAGACGUUGCGCCAACAGCCGUUGCCGCCGCCGCCGCCGCCGCCACAGCCGCCGCCGCGGGUGGCGGCGGCGUCUCCGCCGCCCUCCGCGCCGGUCGCUGGCGCGGGCGGCGCUGCGCAGCCCGCGCCGUCCUGUGCGCGGUCGCCUCCCGAGAAGCCGUCGAUGUCGUUUUUGCAGUCGGUCCGCUCGCUCAGCACGGGCUUGCCCAUCGGGGUGCUCUCGAGCGACGCCGACGUGGAUGCGGCCCUCAGCAGGCAGGAGGCGCGCACGGAGCAGAGGGAGGAUUGGCUCAUCUCACUUGCCAACCGGCUGCUUGAAAUGUAGGAUGUGCUCUGUUUCAGUUCGAUUCUUGGGUGCGGAAUCUUGUGUUGCCUCGGCCAAUUUAUAUCUUUCUAACC
This is a messenger RNA of Emiliania huxleyi CCMP1516, 3296 nucleotides long. RefSeq lists its product as hypothetical. The record is from RefSeq and is a predicted model, not a curated record. The transcript is spliced from 14 exons. The coding region runs from base 1 to 3222 and encodes 1073 amino acids. Lineage: Eukaryota; Haptophyta; Isochrysidales; Noelaerhabdaceae.